Dracunculus medinensis (Guinea worm) is the source of this 825-nucleotide messenger RNA. The record is from the annotation of a GenBank genome assembly. Lineage: Eukaryota; Metazoa; Nematoda; Chromadorea; Rhabditida; Dracunculidae.
UGUGUGUUAUCAAUAGGAUUACUAAUAUAUUUGAGGAAAAGUUUUCUUUUUUUUUUCAGAUUAUUUUCUUUGCUUGUUGGUUCAACGUGGAAAAAUAUUCGUUUGAUCGCCGGAACUGUGUUUGGUGAAAUAUUAAUAUCCUAUCCGUCAAAAAGUCCUGAAAUUGGUAUGAUAUUUGGCUUGGUUUUGCGCAAUAAUCAUUUGUUUUCCAUUUCGGAUGAUCGCAGUUUGCGAAUUUGGUGUUUGCGGAAAAAUCUACAUCUUGAUUGUGCAUAUGGACAUUCAUCUCGGCCUUUUGCAAUUUGCACUGGACCAUCAAAUUCUAUUAUAACGGGAAGUCAAGUGAGUUGUGCAUUGAGGCUUAUCAAUCGAGUUUCCUUAUUUCAUAACUCAAUGGAGUGGCCUUGUAAAUUUAUUGUUCAUCUUGGCAGACUGUACAUUGCUGGUUUCCAUGGAUCACACUGUGUUUUCGAAGUUGACUGUGGUGGAGGUCAUCGUCUUUGGCAAAUAUCAUUUGAUGAAAAUAAUCGGAAUUCGACUGCUGUUGUAGUUAAUUUCGAAUUUAUUAGAAAAGGGCGAAUCGAAAGGAUAAAUUCAUAUUUGUAUACUUUGGAGAUUAUUCAGAAUAAUUUACAUACUUCCGGAAUCACAUCGGUUGCUGUGCUUUCUCUUGAUAAUAAAAAUGUUUUUAUUGCAACAGGAGGUGUUGACACGAUCUCUUUAUCUUCUUCAAAAUUUCAGUCGAUCACUUAUCAAGGUAUUUUUUGUUUUUCCUUAAUUCGACUUCUUAUUGUAAAAUACAAAGGUGAUUUUAUAAUUUCAUGA